AUGUUUGCUCUUCGUCGUGCUGCUAUCAAGGCUGCUCCUCUUGCUGCCCGUUCCACCGUUAGACCCUUCUCUGUUUUGGGUGCUCGUUUCUCUGGUGCCGUUGGUCACAGUGCCGAGACCAAUAUGGGUCCUGGUGGUAAGGCCGGUGAGGUCCCCACUGAUCUUGAGCAAGCUACUGGUUUAGAGCGUCAAGAAUUGCUCGCCAAGCUCGAGGGUAAGGAACUCUUUGAUAUGGAACCCUUGAACAUGACACACAUUGGUACACCCAAGAACCCCAUUGUCGUUCAAUCUCAUGAUCCUAUCCGUUUCGUUGGUUGUACUGGUUUCCCCGUUGAAUCUCAUGAUGUUAUUUGGAUCAACUUGGACAAGUCUCACGAACACGACCGUUGUCCCGAGUGUGGUUCCGUUUUCAAGAUGGAUUUCGUUGGUUCUGAAGAGGAUCAUCACCAUUAA
Mucor velutinosus is the source of this 453-nucleotide messenger RNA. RefSeq names its product nuclear mRNA export, poly(A)+RNA binding protein. Gene Ontology annotation, biological process: mitochondrial electron transport, cytochrome c to oxygen. Lineage: Eukaryota; Fungi; Mucoromycota; Mucoromycetes; Mucorales; Mucoraceae. Gene Ontology annotation, cellular component: mitochondrial envelope. The transcript has 3 exons. The record is from RefSeq and is a predicted model, not a curated record. The coding region runs from base 1 to 453 and encodes 150 amino acids.